Meloidogyne enterolobii is the source of this 1659-nucleotide messenger RNA. The record is from the annotation of a GenBank genome assembly. NCBI's taxonomy places the organism in Eukaryota, Metazoa, Nematoda, Chromadorea, Rhabditida, Meloidogynidae.
GUAUAUGCACAAUGUUAUUGCGAAAUGAAUCGUCUAUCAUCUGUCCGCAAAAGGGGCAGCUGCUAUGCUCAUUAUAAAGUAAGGCGGCAAAUUUGGUGUAAAGUGGAAUUAAAUUUAAAGCGCCGAGCUUCAUUUCUUUAUCAACCUGGACAAAAACUUCUAAUUUUCUAUCAAACCAAAUGUCUGUGCCAAUUGGAUACAUUUGCCAGGGCACUUUGGCCUUGUUUUCCAUACAAUACAUGGAAAGAACAUAUUUGUUCUGAUUGCGUAGAUCAAGCUGGCCAUUGCCCAAUGCGUUUCCUUAAUAAUUCAGGGAAUGGUUACAGUAAUAAUUUUCAAAAUCGAAGCAUCCAGCAAUACGAUAAAGAUGAUGGAGUCGAUGUUUGUCUUUGCCAUCGAGAACAAUUUGGUGCCCGCCUAUUUUGGAAUACAUCAUCAUCAAGCUCGAAAGGAGUUCACAAACCUAUAGAUAAUAAACAAGACAAGAUUUCUCUUGCUCAAAAACAAGAAUCACAGAAGAUAGUUUUGGGAUUCAAGAAUUUAACUGAUGAAAUAUCCAUAAAGAGUCAAGCCAGGCAGAAUCUAAUUUAUUCUAUGGGAGAAAAAUCUGAAAAGGAACGUAUUCAACUUUCGUAUAGAAUGGACGAACUCAUCUUAAAAUGUUCAUUCAAUCAUGAUUUCAAGCUUCAUAACACAGCACAAUAUGGAAACUGCUAUACAUUUAAUUGGAAUCGAGAUUCGCAAAUAACAGCUCAUCGUGCAGGGGCUAAUUUUGGUAGAACCAUUAGAUUACGCGUGCUUGUUUAUGCAAAUGUCUCAGAGUAUUUGCCGACGACCGAAGCCAUAGGUUUUAGAAUUACCGUGCAUGAUAAAUGGACUGUACCAUUUGUGGAUGCCUUUGGUAAUCAGAUGCCUGAAGGAUAUAUUUACACUGGCUACAACUAUUCAAUACUAAGAAUUUGUGGUUGUGCAGAUCCAACUUUACCAAUCCCUUCGGGAUCUCGGCAAUGCGGGAUGGAAGAACAAAAAGCCCGCGAGUGUAUACGAACUAUACAAGAUCAAAAAGUUGUGGUUGAAGAGCGAUUAGAUAAAUGCAAAUGCCCGUUACCUUGCCACGAAAUUGGUUAUGAACUCACAUAUUCUGCCGCUCGCUGGCCUUCCGGUACAGCGCGAAUAAUGGAAUGUGCUAGUUCUGACGAGCUUUGUUUGGAGCAGUAUCGAAUUAACGCUGCUCUUAUCCAAGUAUUUUACGAGGAGUUCAAUUAUCAAACGCUGACUGAAAGUGCUGCUUAUAGCAUGACCAGUUUAAUUGCCGAUCUGGGCGGGCUUUCUGGACUUUGGAUUGGCAUUUCUAUUGUUAGCAUCUUAGAAGUUGUACAGCUUAUAUGUUACAUGGUUCGCCGUAUGAUGCAUCAUAAGGAGAGCAGUAGUGAGGAUGAAGAUGAUGAAGACGAAUCUGAAGUAGAAGGUCCUCUUUUAACAGUAGACGAAGUGGAAGCUUUGCAAAGAGAAACCGAACUGGAAAAGGAACAACAAAAUCUGCUAGAUAGUAGAAUCCAAGAGUUGGACGAAAAGCCGGAGGAAGACGAUAAUUUUGAGAAUUCCUCAACCAGUGGGUCAGAAAAAGAAGAUGAUGUAUUAUUAAUGCAUAAGAGAUAG